AAUACUUCGUUGACGUCAUGCGUUGAGGCCGUUUUACUCUCGAUCUCGUGAGAUUCGAUUCAAUAAAACUCAAACCGGUUUGAGAGCGGACGUGUCCCGAAACCGCAUCAUUAUGGGCAGCAAGUUUCUGUUGUGCCUCGUAGUGUUGUGCGUUGUAUCAAACUAUUCAGAAUGUAAAAGAUAUGGUUCUUCUUCGGGACGAUCGUCUGGGUCCAGCUGGGGCCGAAGUUGGGGAUCAAGUUCAGCAAGUAAGCCUUCCUCUAGUUGGUCCAGUUCCGGGAGUAGCAAGCCUUCUUCUAGUUGGUUUAGUUCCGGAAGCAGUAAACCUUCUCAGAGCUCUUCCAGUUGGUAUGGUUCUGGAAGCAGUGCACCUAAGUACCCCUCAUCUUCUUCUGGUUUAUCUGGAUUCGGCAGUAGCGCUCCAAAAUACCCAUCGUCAUCGUCUGGACUAUCUGGUUUUGGUUUUGGCAGCAGUGCUCCAAAGUAUCCUUCUUCAUCAUCUGGACUAUCUGGAUUUGGAAGCAGUGCACCUAAAUACCCAUCAUCGUCAUCUGGACUAUCUGGAUUUGGAAGCAGUGCACCUAAAUACCCAUCAUCUACUGGUCUCUCUGGAUUUGGAAGCGGAGCUGCAAAGUACCCAUCAUCGUCCACGGGAUUAUCGGGAGGAGGAUCAAACUUUGGAUCGUCAGGGGCUCUACCUGCUGGUGUCGAUUACGUAUAUAAUAAAUAUCCAAGUUCAACAGGAAGCAAAUACCCACCAUCAACAGGUUUAUCAGGCUCAGGAUCCGGCACCAGAAAUCCAUCAUCAACAAGCUGGUUCGGAUCAGGAAGUAAUUAUUACCCACCUUUAACUGGCUUGUCAGGUUCAGAUAUUCAAAAACACAAUGUUCAUCAUUCAAGCAAUUCCUACAAUACGAACACUGGAUACGGAGCAGGACAUACUAACUACGGCACCCAUUACUAUGGAUCACAUGGACAACCCCACAGUUAUUUUAAUACGCCAUCAUACUAUACGGCACCUCAGCAUGUUUAUAUUACCGAAUACCGUAAUUCAGGCAGCCGAUACGGGGACCUUUUAUCAGGUUUGGCAUUGUAUAAUAUGGGCCGUUCACAUAGCUACCACAAUAAUUAUUACUACAACGAUGAUUAUUAUAGAAGGAGAUAUCAUACUUCUGGAUCCUCUGCUUAUGAGACGCCGAGAGACGUGGCUACGUGCACUUUAAGGAUUAAGGAGAAUAAUAAAGUUGAAGAAGUACUCAAAAUACCAUGCGAAAUAGUAUCGACAUUCACCGAAGGGAGCACAAAAGUAGCAACAGAUACCUUAACUCAAACAGUAUGCGUAUCAAAUUAUACAGUGAUAGAUAAUACGCUCCCCGAAACCACAACCGUUUCACCUGUAAAUACAUCUACAGGUGAACCGAUUGAAACAUUAGCCAACACAGUUAUAAAUAUGUUGGCUAAUGGUUCAAUCGUUAACACUGAUAACUCACUUAUUUUCACACUUUUAAAUAUUAGUACAACAACAGCUUCUCCUGUCAAUAUAAGUGUAUCGACACUAUUAAAUAACGCAACUUCAUUGAACACCACAGUUUCAACCACAGAAAGUAAUUCAACAGCAAUCAAUUCUACAUUAUCGAGCGUUAACGUUUCAACUGCGUUAUCUACUUCACUACAAAAUGAAGGCUCUAAUAUUACAACUAAUAUUAAUUCUACUACAGCUAAGCCUAUGCAUGUGUCUACCAAUUCGACGCCGUUUACCAUUUCGACAUCGAAUGUAACGGUGAUGAAUGAUACAAAAUGUACUGUGACCACUGAUCCCUUGGCAGUUAAAGGACCGCCUGUGAAUCCGUCGAAUAUGACAUGUGAAGUAGAAAUUGUCACCAUAGAUUCGCAUAUUUUGAGAAGUAAAGUCGACUGCAGCACCUUGUUAAAUUAUGCUAAAAUGCCGGAACCUAAGAAAGAGCAAAGUGCUAUUUUACCCUCAAGAAGUAAAUUAAAAUCUUGGCUCUCCAACCCACCUUGGUGGCUUUCUUUGUUCAUAGCGGUAUAAUUUAUAAAGUUUAGUUUUAUUAUUAUGUAAGAAAAACUUAUUAUUAUGACGCUGAAAAGUUUGUCGGCUUACCUUUCCUGUCGCCUCAGGUCGCCCAGGAUGCAUUUAUUUUUUGCUCUAAAAAGUUAGUUAGUUUACCUACCUAGUUUUAUGUUUGAUUAGUGUUAAGUUUACCAAAUAAGUUGGUGUUUUUUCGAUAUAUUACAUUACUAAACACUGUUCUGGACUAAGUAAGCUAAAAUUAUCCAAAGCUUAUUAAUUAUAUUGAUUGAUUGAAUAUUG
Messenger RNA from Maniola jurtina (meadow brown), 2332 nucleotides. Its product is annotated as nuclear pore complex protein NUP62-like. Lineage: Eukaryota; Metazoa; Arthropoda; Insecta; Lepidoptera; Nymphalidae. The record is from RefSeq and is a predicted model, not a curated record. The transcript has 2 exons. The coding region runs from base 113 to 2050 and encodes 645 amino acids.